Molecule: messenger RNA, 1359 nt
Organism: Raphanus sativus (radish)
Lineage: Eukaryota; Viridiplantae; Streptophyta; Magnoliopsida; Brassicales; Brassicaceae
Exons: 1
Coding region: 1-1359 (452 amino acids)
Source: RefSeq, a predicted model, not a curated record
AUGGUUUUGGCGGCUUCGCCGGGCUCAUAUGCACCGCCAGAGGAUAAUCGGGGGAUUCAGAAGGAUUGUGAAGAGGAUCUACAGGGAGCGAGGCAAUCAAAGGGUGUGAAUCUGAGAUCGGAGAAAUGGGUUUCGGUGGCGCAGGAAAGAAGGAGUCUAAAAAAGUACGAUGUGGAGAUUAAAUCGGUGGAUGGCAAGAACAAGGUGGUGAUACCCGAUGAUGUUCUCUCUGAUGUUACUCCGUUGUGGGAGGAUUUCGUUGUGGGUAAGUUUCUCGACAUAGCGCCCCAUUUAGCGAAAUUUCAUAUGGUGGUGAACAAAAUCUGGAGCUAUGGUGAUGAUACAGCCAAGGUGGAGGUCUAUGAUGUUAAUGCUACAACUAUGAGAUUCAAGAUCAAAAACUCGAGGUUUCGUGAGAAGGUUAUCAAGAGAGGGAUGUGGAAUAUAGCUGGGGUUCCUAUGAUUGCGAAGAAAUGGACACCUAAAACUGAAGAAGAGAAGCAAGAGGAGGAGGCCAUUCCGAUGUGGGUUCACUUGCGGAAGGUUCCUCUUCAUAUGUUUUCUUGGGAGGCUUUGAGUUUUAUGACGAGUACUGUGGGCUUUCCAGUGCAUCUACAUCUGGAGACUCUAGCUUGUUCAAACUUUGAGGAGGCAAAAGUUUUCGUCAAUGUAGAUGUAUCAAAAACGCUACCAAAAGAGAUUAAGUUUGUAAUAGAAGGGAAGGAGUUCACAGCUGAGUUUUACUAUCCAUGGUUGCCGUCUCGAUGCAGUUUGUGUGAGAAAUGGGGCCAUACGGAGAAGGUGUGUGUGAUGAAGAAACGUGAGAAGAAGCAAGGGGAUUUGAGUGCUAAAGGGGAGAGUGCUCUAAAGUCUACUGAUAGAGUUGUAGCACAGAUGGAUAUGGAUGUUGUUUCUGAGUCGGUAGGGUUGAAGAAGGUUCAUGAGUUGCCAAGUAUUGCUAGUGAGGUGAGAGCUUCAGUGAGCAAGGAGGGGGGAGAAGAGGACUGGUCCACUGUAUCACCAGACAAAGUGGGUAGGUCACAACUGAAAACGCCACAUCGUGAGGAAGUAGUCGUUCAGAUUUCUGCUUCGAAAUACUCUGUUCUGUGUUUGGAUGAGGUUGAAGAAGGUGAAGUUCUAGUUGAUAACCCGCUUGAGGAGGAGGAAGUAAAUAAUGAGUAUGAAGAGGUAAGUGAUAUAAGGGAGGGUGAUCUGUUAGAAGAUGAGAUUUUGGAUCAGAAGGUUAAGGAUAAAGAGAAGGCAGUAGAGCAAAAAGGGGGGGGGGGGAAGAGAGUCCAGAAGGCUACAGCUCAGGAUGCAAAUUCUAAGGGCAAAAGGUCUUCUAGAUGCAAACUCUAA